GAAAAUUGAAGUUGCCGUGCUCGCGCGUCCAUCUCUUUCCAAUGCCCGUGUGCGCUUCGCUUUCGCUCGCAAUAUCCAAACUGCACGAUAACAAUAAACACGUUCUAAAUUUUCCGCGACUUUAUCCGCUGUUUGUGUGGUGAUAACGGCGCACUAGUGGUGGUUGUGUACGGUCGUAAGUGUGCUUUAUCCAGUUCGGACCAGCGUGUGUGGUGAAAUCCGUUGUGGCAGGAAAAUCCGAGUGUGAAAAACGAAAGUGUGUGAGCAGCAGAAGCCGCCGCCGCUGCAAAACAGUAAUCAUCCCAUCAUCAUCCCCCAUUGCUGCCGUUCUGACAAGCAAUCGGGCCAAGCCCGGGAACGAUUAAUAACACAUAUCGCAGGGGAAAAACAAACUUUUCCUCCACCGGAAAUUGCAGUACGAGUUGAAAUCGGUAGUCCGUUUUGCGAUACUUCAACCUCCAGCCAAGCUGCAUACAAACCGCAACACAAUGCCAAUAGAGGAGGAACGUACAGUCAUACCGGAUGUACCCCGUGGACCGUUGUGCGCUUAUCGUUCGAAGGCACAGUUUAAUUGGAAAGAUUUUAGGCUAGUGUUAGAGGAUAAAGAGCUCGUAAAAAUUAAAUACGACAUAUGGCGUCGAUUAGAAUCGGAACCACUGUUCGCCCCGGUGACGGCAACGCUUUCGGUCGACCAGCAGAAGGAGCGUGCCGCACGGCAGGUGAAUCGGAUCGCCGAUCUCGAGCUGGCGCCGCCGGAAAUCUACUCCAAACCGUACAAGUACCGAGUGCGCUACCUGAUGAGCAUCAACGAAGCGCUGCACGCCGUCUGUCCGAGCCUGUCCGUAAAGAUAGCGCUCGGUGUGGGGUUGUUUACGAACUCGCUGCUCGCGAUGGGUACCGAGCGCCAUCAGGACAUUUACAACAAGGCGUGGAACAGGGAGAUCAUCACCUGUCUAGCGAUCACGGAGGUUUCGCACGGCAGCAAUACGAAGCGAUGCCGCACCACAGCCACGUACGAUCCGAGCACGCAGGAGUUCGUCAUCCACACGCCCGACUUUGAGGCGGCCAAGUGUUGGGUGGGAAAUUUGGGUAAAACCGCCUCGAUGGCGUUACUGUUUGCCAUUCUCUACACCGCCGACGGGGAGAACCAUGGGCUGCAGGGGUUUUUGGUGCCGAUCCGGGACCCGAAAACGUUGCUCCCCUAUCCGGGUGUGACGGUGGGCGAUAUCGGCGAGAAGAUCGGGCUGAACGGGAUCGAUAAUGGGUUCGUGAUGUUUAACAACUAUCGGAUUCCGCGGGAGAAUUUGCUUAAUCGCACUGGGGACGUAACGCCGGAAGGCGUUUACGAGAGUACGUUUAGCGAGCCGGGCAAAAUCUUGGGCGCGGUGUUGGAAUCGUUCUCCGCCGGACGGUUGGGCAUUAUGCAGGAGUCUUCGAACACGCUGUCCCAUGCGGCCGUCAUUGCGGUGAGGUACGCGGCGCUGAGGAAACAGUUUGGCACGGAUCGGAACGGGCCGGAGCAGUCGAUCAUCGAGUAUCAGUUGCACCAAUGGCGCAUUUUCCCGUACUUAGCAGCAGCCUGCGUACUUAAGGUGUCAGUAUUUGCCAUGACCGAGAUCUACCUGGAAACGGUACAGAAAUCGCAGGCCGAAUCGAACGGGUUCGAGCUGCUGACGCAGAUCGUGUCCGAAAUACACGCGCUCGUGUCCUCCUCGAAGCCACUGGUCACGUGGACGGCACGCGAUGCGAUACAAGAGUCGCGGGAAGCGUGCGGUGGUCACGGUUAUCUGCGGGCGGCAAACUUGGGCGAGCUGCGCAACAACCACGACCCGAGCUGUACUUACGAGGGGGACAAUAAUGUGCUCGGCCAGCAGGCCUCGAACUGGCUCAUCCGGCAGUGGAAGAAUGCGAAGGUGGAAAGUCCGGUCGGGACGGCUAGCUUCAUCACGCGCAGAGACGCGAUACUGGCCAGCGACUUUGAGACGCUGCUGCGAAAGGGAGUUCACAUCGCGAGUCCGGAGUUUGUUAGCCAAUGUUACGAGUGGCUGAUGUGUUGGUUGCUUAAGCAGAGCGUAGCACAGAUGGAGGAAGCGAGCAAGGUCGGGCUGGACACGUUUACGGCACGCAACAAUUGUCAGGUGUAUCGCGCGAGGGAUCUAAGCCGUGCGUACGCAGAGCACUACGCACUGGAGAGCUUCAGGUCCCGAUGUGCACGAGCCGACGUUAAGGGGGACCUACGCCCCGUUCUCUUCCGCGUGUACCUGCUGUACGGGAUGUGGUGUCUCGAUCGACACAUGACCACCUUCUACGCCGGCUCAUUCGCCAACGGUUCACAGUUUGCCGACGGCGUGCGUGGUACGCUGCUGCGCAUCUGUGACGAGCUGAAGGACUCGGCGGUGGCCAUUGCCGAUGCGCUGGCGCCACCCGACUGGGUCCUCAACUCGGUGAUCGCCAAAUCCGACGGCCGGCUGUACGAGAACAUUCAGUCCGUGUUUAUGACCAACCCGGGUGCGCUCGAACGGGCCGCCUGGUGGAAGGACGUGAUACCAUCGAAGCUAAAAAGCAAGCUGUAAAACUCACAUCGCUUGGAAUGGGAAACGAACGGAAACGAGGACACAGGGUACAGAGACGAGAGAGAGGCUGAUGCAGUAGGAAAGUAUUUUACGGGUUUCUAUUUUGCGUGUAAUGUUUUAGGAGUACGUUUUACCCUUCCCCACUGGACAAGGACGAAACCAUAAUAAUUCGUCCACACACACACACACACACAAUGUGCAUAGGUGCAAUCUCCCACGCGGACGUGACCGUUCGUUCAGCGUAAGAACAAAACGAAAACAGAAAAUUGUAUUACCGUCGUGCGUGAGCGUGAUCCUUAUCAACGCAAACCGAAGGUAUAAAACGAAAAGCCCGUGUGUGUGUGUCGUGUGAGGUAAAUGUUUCCCAGUUAGUUCCCAACCUGUGUGUGUGUGCGUGUGUAAGAUGUUGUUUGAAUGGUGAUAAGGGGUGUAAGUGCGUUUAGCGGAAGCUACAAUGGUUCUUAACUAAAAAGGGACAUCGUUGUAAAUUUAGCCCCACGCUGGAGGACUUUUUCUAAGUCUACCGAAUCCAUCUCUCGAAUGCGGAUAAGAGAUUUUUGUCAGUUUUGGACAGAGUCUAUGUAUGGAGGUGUGUGUGUGUGAGUAGUAGAAAUAGGCGCACUGUAAUGUCCUAGCAUUAUUCGGCUAUAGAGGAGUGUUCGGAAGUCCGAUUCUUAACUCAAGAAGAGUUCAUUUUGACGGCACAAUUUGCUUGAACCUUUUGGUUACCAUCUAAUCAGCAUCUUGGGAGCCUCUCCUGAAGAUUGCAGAAUUGUCAGAAAGCAACGAAGAAAAUCCUCUCCUUGGCUAAUAUUUGCAAAACGGUGUCCCUAUUUAGAUUAGGCUCACUGUUUUACGUAUAUGUUGUUCGUUGUUCGUCGUGUUCGUUUCGUUAGUAAUUGAUGUCUGGCAAAUCUAUCCCAUCGUUUGUGCUUUCGAGCGAUUGCGUACACAUAUUCUAGCUGUUAGUAUAUCCAAUCCCUCAGUGAACUCAGUACAACUCUCUCAUAAUACUAUUGGAAGUCGCGGUCAAACCGAAAAUUUGUCCUUCGUUUUAAAAUUCUUCCUUCCCGGUUUGGCUAGUUUGAAGUAAUUUCUCGUGUGUUUGUUAAUUUAACCCUGAAAAAACAAAAAACACAAACGGAGGUUCCCCUCUUAAAAGAGCCUCUCACCAGGACAAAUCAAUUUGUGAAAACGAAAAUGUGUCUUAUUAUAUUCCUAUAUACAUACAUACAUAUAUAUAUCUACAUCUCGAGAGUAAUGAUCAGCCUAGCUAGAGAUUGUAUAGUACGUAUUGAAACGGAGGAUGAUUAAGAAUUGCGUGUUUAGUGGAACCUCCCCCACCCGUAAGCCGGAAGUCAUCUACGUGUAUGUGUGUUAUCCUUGUCUUUUUAGAUGUCUGCUCUGUCGUUUAGAACGAUCCUGUUGUUGAUCCACGUUGUAUUUUAUAUCGUUCAACCCACCAGUCCGUGUAUUAGGCGAGCGCAAUGCUAGUAAUAACGUACAUGUGAUGAUAUACAUAUGGAACUCCUCCUUUCCUCUGGAUAUAAUCGUCUGUGUGAUGUUCCCUCUUUACCUGCACCGACACACUGUUUUUUGAGCAACUAGGGUAAUGCGGAUCAGAUCCAAGAUCGAUCGACUACAGUGAGAGAGAGAGAGAGAGAGGGAGAUAGUGUGUGUCAUAUAGCUUUGAGGAUAAGGGCGAUAAGUAGCAGGUAGUCGAGAUCACCUAUAUAUAUAUACAUCUUCUUAUAUAUACACCACAACAAUACACUCCUUGUAUGAAUGGAAACAAACGAAUACAUACGCAAAAAGUGGCUGGCGUUUCUUGAACGACCCUCCCUAAA
Messenger RNA from Anopheles stephensi (Asian malaria mosquito), 4420 nucleotides. RefSeq names its product peroxisomal acyl-coenzyme A oxidase 3. Gene Ontology annotation, cellular component: peroxisome. The transcript is spliced from 6 exons. Gene Ontology annotation, biological process: fatty acid beta-oxidation using acyl-CoA oxidase; lipid homeostasis. Gene Ontology annotation, molecular function: pristanoyl-CoA oxidase activity; FAD binding; fatty acid binding. Bases 489 to 2573 code for a protein of 694 amino acids. NCBI's taxonomy places the organism in Eukaryota, Metazoa, Arthropoda, Insecta, Diptera, Culicidae. The record is from RefSeq and is a predicted model, not a curated record.